Messenger RNA from Caenorhabditis auriculariae, 7259 nucleotides. Lineage: Eukaryota; Metazoa; Nematoda; Chromadorea; Rhabditida; Rhabditidae. The record is from the annotation of a GenBank genome assembly.
AUGGGUGUGGCGCCGAAACCGUUGUUUUGCGGCAAAUGUCAGAAGAAACGUGGAACCGGUAUGAAAGUGAUGGCUGCCAUUCGCCACCGCUUUUCCUCGUUUUCCAAAGUUUUUUUGGGAAGCGAUUAUCGGCGGGAAUGAACCUUUGUACCGGAAAUGGGCUUCUGGAGAAGUGAAUUGGUUCUGGUUUAUGGCUUGAUUUAUAUUUAUUUGAUGACACCGCAUUUUUGAAUAUUCCUCUGGAAACUUGGAGAAACUUUCAAGAGACUGAUUUUGGCGGGAAUUACAGUGAAGAUGUUGUUCUAUAGUCAAUUUUUUCCGACUUGACAUGGGCAGGGGGCGGGACGCGUAGCUUGUGCGUACGCGGUUCUUGGCACGCGUUCAAUUUGAGCCUUAGGAACUAUUUAAAAAGCUCGAUCACCGCUCUUUUUCUAUAUUUUCUACUAUUAUUUGAUGCGCGUAUGAAAAAAAUCAAUAAAUAAUUGAAAAAGAAGUGAAAAGAGCGUUAAAUGAGCUCUCCAAAUAGUCGGAGGUGAUUGAAUUGAACUCGUGCCAAGAACCGCGUACGCACACGCUACGCGUCCCGCCCCUUGUCCCACCUCCCUCGCCUUUCAAGUCGGGAAACAUACAUAUGUAAUGUUGGUUAAAAGCCAAUGAGGCAUUUUUCAAUCUGAUUUUUUUCCUCAAAAUGUGUAUUCAGACGAUUUUUUCUUUUUUUUUAAAAUUAGAAACAUGAACCGAUUAGAAGCCUUAAAGUCAUCUUUUAAAAACGGAAGCUGUCAAAAUCCAUUUUCGUCGAGUUUUGAAAGAAGAUUUCAAUGUUUUCUGCAAAUAAUGAUCAUUAUAAACUUUUUUCUUUUGUUCAAUUUUUGAACAUGAUACCGUGUCCAAAGUAAUUUCCGCGAAAUGCAAAAUUUACUCUGAGCCUCCAAAUUUUAGUUAUCUUUUUCUUUUUCUGAUGGCUAUUUGGAAUAACUUUGAACACGGUAUGAUUUUUUGAAUAUUUCUGCUGACCAGCUCAAUUUUGAGCUUAUCCAGUUCCUUUUUGAAUUUUUAUAUCGAUAUUUGCUCUUUGUCGGGAAUUUUUUUGAAAUUUUUUUCGGCUUUUAAACACGAAGAAAAAAACCGCGAUGUGAGUUUUUUUAUAGGAUGAGAGAAUUAGGCUUUUUUUUUGAACUAUAUAAUCAAUUUUUGAACCAUAUAUUUUUAUUCUUUCUAAUUUACAAGCUUUCGUAUGUCAAUCCUUUCAACGUUUUUUCUAUUUUUUAUCGAAACUGAACAAAAAAAUCAUUAAAAAUUGAUAGAUUCUUUCAGAGCCUCCGGCUGUCAAGGUCUACAUCAAGCCGUUGGAGGUGACGGUGCCGACCGAGGACCAGGAAAAGAAAGAAGCGAAAAGCGCAGAAGAACCGCCGCCACUCCCCGAGCAGCAACCCCCGAAAACCUACUGGUCGACGAUGACGUCACGCAUCGAGACUGAAACUUCCGUCAAACGGUGGUCGAUUCCGCCGGUUCGCACCGAGGAAGGGAUCCCUCCAGGGCCGGUCAGUUCUGUCUGAGGAUCAAGAACUCCAUAGUGAUCCCUAUAGGGUUAACUUCAGGCUCUUCUAGGGACCUUAUUCACCUGUCCCUAUGGGGGCCACUAAAGCUUGCAUAAGUGGUCCCUAUAGGGGUUUUAGUUAGUAGUGGCCCCUAUAGUGACAUGGUUGUUACUAAAACGUUGACUUCCUAGUUUUCGAGUCUGAACCACUUCAGGGACCACUUCAGCUUUAGGGGAUUCGAGGUUAGACCCUGAGCCCCUACAGGGACCACUUAAAUUUUAAAUCUAUAGGGACCUCUAAUAUUUCCUUUAUAUAGGCCGUUUUUUUCCCAUUGUCCCCUACAGGGGCCACUCUGGCGUUUUGUGAGCCCUAGAAAAAAACAAAAAAACAGAAUUUUUUUCGAGCCGAUUUUUUUCCCGCAGGUCCGGGUGUCUUGAUAAAUCAAAUCUGUAGUUAUAAAAUUUUCCUUUCGAAACCGAGAAAUGAUGUAUUUUUUCCAGGAAGACCGGCCCACGACCAAAGAAGGCAAGGAAAGCGAAGGAAGGGUUCAGGCGAUCACGCCGAAUUACAAGCUUGGCGAGGAAACGCCGGUGAGUUAUGGGGGACCAGUUGGGGCUCGAUUCGGGAGAAGUAAUUGGCCCUUUUCCACUCUUAACCUUAUUUUUAUAUACACCUUUUUCACAGCUUUAUGCUUUGAAAUAGGCAAAAACUGGUUUGAAAAUGGUUAAUUCCACCUUUUUUGAAAAAAACUGUGUCAAAAACCUCUGUUUUUCAUUCUUAGAAACGCCGGAGUGGUCCCUAUAGGGGUUAGGAAAAAAGCAGCUCUUCUAGGGUUGAAAUUUAAGUGGCCUCUAUGUAGGGACCGCAGACGAAUUUUCAAAAAAUUUUUCGAACUUCAAUAUUACUAUGGUUGGAUAGCUGCUCUAAUUUACUAUUCAAAACAGUUUAGUUUUUCGAAAAAGGUUGAGAAAAAAAAAAGUUAUGGUCAAAACAGUAGUGAAAAAAGUCGCGAAAUUCACUAAGAAUAACUGACGAGAUAAACGCGAGCUCGGUGGCGGUACAUUGACUAACUCGCAAAAAUGUCGCUUUUUUCUAGGCGCGAUCCCGCAUUUAUCUCGGCGCGACCUCGCAUUUUUCUCGGCGCCAUCUCGCAUUUAUCUUGCAUUUCGGAAAUUUUCAAAUUGCGAGAGAAAUGCGAGCUCGCGCCUAGAAAAAUGCGAGCUCGCGCCCAGACUAAUGCGAAACCGGCGCGAGAAAAAAAGCGAGAUGUUUGCGAGCUCGUCAAUGUACCGCCAGUGUCUCGCGUUUAUCUCGGCAGUUAUUCUUAGUGUUUAGUACUGAUAGUUUAGAUUUUACACUUUUGGUCGUUCAUUUUUGUUUUCAUAUCGGAUUUAAAUUUUUUUAGUAGUUUAGUUUGGUUUUCAAAGUCGUAAUAACACUAAGAAUAACUGACGAGAUAAAAGCGAGGUCGGUGGCGGUACAUUGACGAGCUCGCAAACAUCUCGCUUUUUUCAAGGCGCGAUCUUGCAUUUCUCUCGGCGCGACCUCGCAUUUUUCUUGGCGCCAUCUCGCAUUUAUCUCGCACUUCGGAAAUUUUCAAAUUGCGAGAGAAAUGCGAGCUCGCGCCCAGAAAAAUGCGAGACCGGCGCGAGAAAAAAAGCGAGAUGUUUGCGAGCUCGUCAAUGUACCGCCAGUGUCUCGCGUUUAUCUCGGCAGUUAUUCUUAGUGAAGUCAUUAAAACAGUAUAAAACCACAAGUUUGAAAAGAAAAGCUAUUUUUUCUUGAAAAAUAAAAAAAAAUGGCCGCUGCGAGGAUUGAACUCGCGAUAUCAAAACUGUAUGCAAGGGCACUUGCGCUGCUCCACGUCCAUCCCUCGGAGAUGGGAGGCGUUCGCGCUAUACACCACUUCACCUCAAAGUACAGCAUUUACCGUCUGUUUUGUUUUUAAAAAAAGUUAUGAUAGUUGAACAAUUAUUAGUCACGUGUGUUCGGAGCACCUAAAAAAAUAAUUUAUUCAUAGAGAUUCAGUUCGAAAUGCUUCCGUUUUUCGGUGUUUUUUUGUUAUUUUAAACGUUGGCUUCAAGUUAACAAUAAUUAAACUUUUAGGCACCGCUAAAGUUUUUUUAUUUUAUUUUUUUAAUUGAUUGAAAAAUUGAGAUACGCUAAUAUUUAAGAAAUAAAAAAGGCGCCAACGACAUCUAACCAUGUUAAAAAUAAAUUUCGAAAUUUUUCACUGUCUUUUUUCUCAGAAAACAAAGUUUUUCGGAAUAAGUUUUAUAUUAAUAAAAUUUGAGUUACAAUUUAAUCCACAAGUUAAAAUGAAAAAUUUUUUUACUUACACGCUCUCGAAAGCGAGUACAACAUUUUCAACUUUGCGCGGCCUCACGAAGAUUAGGCACCGUAAAAAAAUUUUUAAUUUUUUUGUCUUAAAAAGAUUUGUUUUUUUCACUUAAGAAUCGAAUUCAAAAAAAUAAAAAAAGGCGCCAACGACAUGGAACUAGGUUAAAAAAACCCGAAGAAAAAAAGUAGUUUUGGUUUUUUUGUACGACACUCCGCUAAAACGCUUCGAAAAUCGGAUGAAAAGUAUAUGAGAUUGAAGAGGAAGGUUUUCUCUAUGUUUCCACCAAAUUUCUCUGUGUUUGAUCCAGUAUUGCGCUUUUACGAAAACAUCAAACACGAAAUCUAAAAAACCAGUGCAUUUCACCAUCGCAAAAAGGGGCGUGGCUCUGCGGUCUCUACCUCUAUGAGGGUCUGGGUCAUGGAAAUUUUCUUCUCAUAGAGUUCAGAGUAAAAUCCCCUAGAGUGGCCACUUUUGCAAGCUUCAGGCUCUCACAAGGGGAGCUGAAGUGGUCCCUAAAGGGGAACCAUCUGAAGCCCCUAUAGGGACCGCUCUAGCGUUCCGAAGUACCUUUUCAUUUUUAUUCUUAACUUUUUUUCAAAAAAAGUCAGUCGUGAUUUUCACGAGUUUAUUAUGAGUAUAAUCCAAUGAAAAUUUUUCAUUUUUAUAUAUUUUAUCACAUCUUUUUUUCUUAAGUCACUCUCCUCUUUCUAGUUGCUUAUAAAAAAAUUUCCAGAAGCUUGAAAAAUUUAUUGUGUGUUUCAAAAUGAACGUGUUUCAAAAGGAAUUUAAAAACCAAAUGUGCAAAUUUUUCGCUUUUAAUCUGUUUUACUUUUUGUGGAAAAAUACCUUUUUUUUCUUCUGAAAUUAUAGGAAUUUUAUUCAUUUUCAUUCUGACUCCAGUUAGUCUUCUUGUAGUGAAAUGACGAGAAAAAAACCGGAAAAAUUUUGCUCAAAUCAAGUUUUAUUCAUGAAGUUUCUUCUUAAGAGAGAAAAAUAUUUUUUUCUAUUCGCUCUAUUUUUAGUUUAGUAGAUUUUAUAAAAUGGAGAAACAUUGGAAAAACAUUGGACAAAAAGUUUUCUUAAUAUUUACAAGAAGCUGAAACAGGAAUCUGAGAAAAAUGUUUUUUUAUAAAUUCAUUUUUCUCAGCGCCGAGAGCUGAACUUGGGCCGCUCGGGAUAUUUGCCCAACGAGUCGGGCGACUACAAAAUGAGCAUGCGAAAGGAAGAUUAUAAGCUCACCGUUAUCGAUCCAAAGGUAUUUUUUCCUUUUCUUCGAUUAAAUAAAAUAACUUCAGGUGCGCUCCAACGCCAACAUGCCCUAUUUGUCGACGACUUUGCCCGACGCGAAACGGCAAAUCGCCGGGGAUUUCCCCAGCGAACACAGCAAAAGGAGUCAGAUCAAGCUGGAGCCGUUGGAACAGCGCCGCUUCAAGGUGAUUGGCGUCGGAAUAGUCCCUAGUAUGAGCAAUAGUGAGCUGAAAUGAGGAUUGAUAUUUUUGAAAAAUGAACUUUGAAUUUUGAUUGAAAUCAAGGUUAUUUUUUUGAAAAAAAAAAUUCCUUGACAUGAGCAACAGUAAGUCAAAUUAAGGCUUGAAUUGAGAUGAAAAUAAUUUUUGCAAGGGAAAUCUGUAAUAUGAGCAACACUGAGCUAAAAUGAGGCUUGAAAAUUAUGAAAGUUGUGAUUUAAAACUUUACAACUUCUAAAGGAAUUUGAUUGAAUUCAAGGUAACUUUCGCCAGAACAAAAAUCACUAACAUGAGCAAUAAUGAGCUAAAAUGAAGCUUGAUAUUUUUGAAAGUUGUGAUUUAUAGCUUUACAACUUCUGAAGGAAUCCGAUAGAGAUCAAAAGAAAUUUUUAGAAAAAAAUUUCCCUAACAUGAGCAAUAUUGAGCCAGAAUGAGGCUUUGUUUUUCUUUACAAAUUAGAAUUCAAAUAUUUUUUUCAAAAUUUGUGUUCUAUGGGGUUUUUUUGAAAAAAAGAGGAAAAAUUCUGUUAUAAAAAAAUAGAUAAAAAAAUAAAUAUCAAUGUUCUUCAUGGAUCUCCUGAUCUCGAAACUGUUGCUUUUUUUUACUGUUUCAAGAAUUGUACUUACUGAUAAUUUCUUAAAUUCUCAACUGUUUAUAUCCUUUUAAUGGUCAUAACUUCUUUGAAAUAUAAUUACUGUUUCAUGUCUUGUAAUUAGCUAUGACGAAUGUUUCUGCAUAAUUUUAUUUUUAUCGAACACAUCCCAGAGCACCGAGUCGCGUCCAAUCACCACGAGCAGCUAUCUAACGGAGAGCGUCGAGCGACAUCGCGACAUGGAAGCUUCGCGACUUCGCGACUAUCUCAAGGCCAAGGAGGGCGACGCGAACAAGCCUUGGGACAAGCCCGGAUGGCCCGGACCGAAGGUUUUCUGGAGAAGUUUUGGGAAAUCUCUAAAUCUUCAACUUUCAGAAGUCAGCCGAUGAUGAAAGUCUUCGAGAGCUUGAAACUAUCAAACAGGUGGGGAUUUUGGUAGUUUCCUAAGUAUUCUGAAGUGACCUCUUCAAUUUGAUCCGCAUCGCUCUCCCUCGAAUUUCUCAAAGGGGUCACUUAAGAGGCUCAUCAUCAAGUACUUAGAGAGGAUCACUACAAUGGCCACUAGAAAAAAUUCUAUAGAGCCCACAAUUUUGCGUUUUAAUGGCCACUUCAGUAGUUUUUCAUCCAGUAGUCCUUCCAGUAACUAUGAUAACUUUAAAACAAACAAAUUGAACCAGUUAUGUUGAUCCGUUGACCCCUAAAGCAGCCACUAAAAUUCUUAGCGGUCUAGUAGUGGCACUUAGACCUCUAUAGUGGCCACUAGAUUUCAACCCCUUAAGUGGCCACUAAUUUGACUACUAUAGUGGCCACUAAAACGUCAAAACCCUAUAAUGGCCACUAAAAAUUUUCCCAGUGUUCGAAAAAUCAUAGUGAGCACUUAAGAGGCUCCUCAAGGGCUUCUUAGAAAGGAACACUGAAGUGGCCACUGUAACUAUUAAGCGUUUCAGUGGCCACUCUAGUAGUUUUUAGUGAUAUAGUAGUAUCACUUAGACUUCUUAAGUACCCAUUGAACCCUUUAAAAAUUGUUCUUUAGCUUCUUAGUGGCCACUAUAGUGUUUUUAGCAGUACCAAGUGGCCGGAAUUCGGCUCUUAAAGUGGCCACUUAAAUAUUUUUCCAGUUGGUUUGAAUUUUUUAGUUCUUAUUCUGGAAUCAGAAGGUCUUGAAGUACUUACGCAGCCAAAAUUUUCAGAAUUAAAGAGAAAAUUUGCCUUGAAAUUGAUGAUUUUCUUCAAAAUUCCUUCAUUUUUAGAGAGUCGAGACGCUGAAAAGGGUAAGUGAUCUCAAAAAGUGUCCUAACCGUAGUCGCACCGUUGUCCCGUAA